Messenger RNA from Chelmon rostratus (copperband butterflyfish), 1775 nucleotides. RefSeq names its product cyclin-dependent kinase 9 (CDC2-related kinase) (gene cdk9). The record is from RefSeq and is a predicted model, not a curated record. Gene Ontology annotation, cellular component: nucleus. Lineage: Eukaryota; Metazoa; Chordata; Actinopteri; Chaetodontiformes; Chaetodontidae. Bases 34 to 1212 code for a protein of 392 amino acids. Gene Ontology annotation, biological process: protein phosphorylation. The transcript is spliced from 8 exons. Gene Ontology annotation, molecular function: cyclin-dependent protein serine/threonine kinase activity; ATP binding.
GUAGCAGGGUCGUAGACUCGGAAAGGGACAGGGAUGCAGCGAGACAAAACUAGCAACGCCGGCGGGGCUGAAAAGCCCGACCGGGAGGCCGCCAUAAUGUCGAAAUACUACGAUGGAGUUGAAUUUCCUUUUUGUGACGAGUUCUCCAAAUAUGAAAAAAUGGCAAAAAUAGGACAAGGGACCUUUGGGGAGGUGUUCAAAGCAAAGCACAGACAGACCGGGAAGAAGGUCGCACUGAAGAAAGUUUUGAUGGAAAAUGAGAAAGAAGGGUUCCCAAUCACAGCUCUGAGAGAGAUUAAGAUCCUGCAGCUGCUCAAACAUGAGAAUGUGGUCAAUCUGAUUGAGAUCUGCAGAACCAAAGCUACUCAGUUCAACAGAUACAAAGGCAGCAUCUACCUGGUGUUUGACUUCUGUGAGCACGACCUGGCCGGGCUGCUGAGCAAUGCCAAUGUAAAGUUCACCCUGGCAGAGAUCAAGAAGGUCAUGCAGAUGCUGCUCAAUGGAUUGUACUACAUCCAUAGAAACAAGAUUCUUCACCGAGACAUGAAAGCAGCCAACGUGCUCAUCACCAGAGACGGUGUCCUGAAGCUGGCUGACUUUGGCUUGGCUCGAGCCUUCAGCCUGGCCAAAAACAGCCAGGGCAACCGCUACACCAACCGUGUGGUCACACUCUGGUACAGACCUCCAGAGCUGCUGCUGGGCGAGCGAGACUACGGCCCCCCCAUUGACCUGUGGGGAGGGGGAUGUAUCAUGGCAGAGAUGUGGACCAGAAGUCCCAUAAUGCAAGGCAACACUGAACAACACCAGCUCACUCUCAUCAGCCAGCUUUGUGGCUCCAUCACUGCGGAGGUGUGGCCUGGCGUGGAUAAAUAUGAACUUUACCAGAAAAUGGAGCUGCCUAAAGGCCAAAAGAGGAAAGUGAAGGAUCGUCUAAAAGCCUACGUCAAAGACCCAUAUGCCCUGGAUCUGAUAGAUAAACUCCUGGUCCUGGAUCCGGCACAGCGCAUAGACAGCGACGACGCACUCAACCACGACUUCUUCUGGUCCGACCCCAUGCCGUCAGACUUGAAGAACAUGCUCUCCACCCACAACACUUCCAUGUUCGAAUAUCUGGCCCCACCCAGGCGGAGAGGCCACAUGCCGCAGCAGCAGCCCAAUCAGAACAGAAACCCUGCCACCACGAGUCAGACCGAGUUUGAUCGAGUCUUUUAGUGGUUAAAGAAGUUUAUGGACAACUUCCUGUUCUAUAAUGAAUGGCAUCUUUAUUUCCAACCAGCCUGAUAUUGAGGAAAGCUACACAUUCCUUUUUUGGUGUUGGUUUGGCAGACAUUACCUGGAGAUCUCUACAGUCUUUUGUAUGAUGAUUGUUCUGUGUGAGUUUACGGCAGAGGAUGCACGUUGUUAGGGCUGAGCAGGCACAGGGCUGGAAUGUUAUGGCGAGCCCUUUGUAAGUCAAGUUUUGUUCCAACUUUUUCAGGAUGGUAAUGAAGAAAUGGAUGUACAACUCUGUGGACAUGGCUUGGGUGUGUUCACAUAGCCCCUUGGUUAAACAAGGACCCUGUUAGUUUUAAUUUUGAUAGUCUGAGUCUGGCAUUUUAUUUUUUUGCAUCUUCACACUUUUAUCAUUGUUUGUACAAAAAUAGUUGUGUCUUUACAGGCUGUGCAGGUUUUUUAUGUAUGAUAAGAAAGUGAGAAACUUUUAUUUAAACCACCCAAUUUUCUGAACACAUGUCCAGAAGUAACAUACCGAAAAUAAAAUAGUUAUUUUCCCUUAA